AUGCCUUUAGACAAAGCCACACUCUCCAAAUGUUGUCUUGCACUUACAGUGCUGUUCUCCUUUCUCCUCCAAAUGCCGUUUUCCGAAUACAGAAGCGCAUUUAUCAAUGAUUUGGAUGCUGUAUUUUAUACUGGCUCUUCGGCAAUACUCUUGUUUGCCGUCGCGACCACAAUCCUGGAAUUGACCCUCGCCUUACUGCUGCGCCUUCUGAGCUUUGAACUGCGCUAUUUGCCCUCUGGACCAUUAAUAAGCCUUGUUCCAACUAUAGCUGGCCACCUUGUCGGUCGAAUCUCUCCUCAUCUGCGCUUGUGGUCUGGUAUGACUGCCGAUUUCCUGGUCAUGUUAUUGUUGCAGCUAGUUGGUUUAGCUUAUCAGUACGACCUGUUGGGUCUGCAGAAGGUGCUCUUUGUUCCGAAGAGUGCCGUGGCAGCGGUCUCCAACGGCCUCGGGCCCUGGCUCCGAAGCACUCCACCCGCAGACUUAAAGAGGCCUUUAGGUGCCACCCUGGAACUUCAGCACCGAGAAGAAUUAGAUAGACAGGAACAGAGUUGGAUGGAAGCCAGAAGAGCUAGCAUGAACGUAACUGGGUAUGUGACGGGAAGCCUGUUCCAAGUUUUGAUUAUCAGUGUUAUAACGGUGACAACUGACGUGUGUCACCGUCGAAUUACGCCCUUUGGAAUCCCCCAAGAAGAACACAAUUGGAAGGGCGUAACUUUUGGAAUCCACCCGGAGGAAUGUUUAUUGUGUACAAAACCCGGAGUUUCUUUCUCGGGUAGCAGUUGCCGCUGGUUGGUAUCCAGCAUGCUGACGUCCCCGCCUCGGGGCAAGCCCGGCCAUGGGAGCGGACUGGUGGUUGUCCUCGCAGUCCGCAUGUGA
Molecule: messenger RNA, 876 nt
Organism: Dibothriocephalus latus
Lineage: Eukaryota; Metazoa; Platyhelminthes; Cestoda; Diphyllobothriidea; Diphyllobothriidae
Source: the annotation of a GenBank genome assembly